Hevea brasiliensis (rubber tree) is the source of this 789-nucleotide messenger RNA. RefSeq lists its product as uncharacterized. NCBI's taxonomy places the organism in Eukaryota, Viridiplantae, Streptophyta, Magnoliopsida, Malpighiales, Euphorbiaceae. The transcript has 6 exons. The record is from RefSeq and is a predicted model, not a curated record. The coding region runs from base 86 to 559 and encodes 157 amino acids.
UUCCAUCAAAAAGGUUUUUGCUUGGUUGUGUUGGAGUUGAACUACUAUAACAGAGCACACAGAAACUGAAACCGCAUAUACGAAGAUGGGAACUCGGGAGGUGUACGAGCAGAAAUUAAGGACUGGGAAUCUGCAUCAUGAUCCCACCAUCAACCCUGGCCUCGGUUCCCCUCGCUGCCCUCGCUGUCUCUCUCUCUUAAUCCCUAAUUCUGGAAAGGGAGAAUGGACUAUUACUUCCGUUUUACAUGAUGCCACUGCCGUGGCUGGGUCGGGUAUUGGUGGAAUGCUUAGUGCUGUUCAUGGUUUCAAUACAGGGAUCCCAUUCCUUCAAAAUCGUCUCAAGGGACCAAAAUGGCUGCCUUUUGUAGUUGGGCUUCCUCCCCUGCUAGUGGUUUCAGGUGCAAGUGCUGCAUUUGGAGGUUAUGCACUUCCAAAGUUUGCUCAACUCACAGUGACAUCCUAUUAUGCUGCUUCAAGUGCCUCACAUUAUGGGAUUUCACUGCUUACCCGACAUAUUGAAGAGACCCAUAAUUCCCGAGUUCGGCAAGAAAGGCAUUGAUGAUUCUUUGCAGGUGCACAUAUUAUAGGAUUUACUUCACUAGUUCACCUUCCUUAAUUUUGUAAGCACUGUUAUAUUUUUUUUGGCAUAGAUGCAUGAACUGGUUGAUGGUGGAACUUGUCACCUUUAUAAUCUUACUUUUGUGAGUAACAAACAUUUGCUAGUUUAUUAAAAUCAAUUUGGUUAAUAAUAGAUAUUGUAUAAAAUGCUUUUGGGUACUCUUUGAAUCA